Messenger RNA from Postia placenta MAD-698-R-SB12, 306 nucleotides. RefSeq lists its product as hypothetical. The coding region runs from base 1 to 306 and encodes 101 amino acids. Lineage: Eukaryota; Fungi; Basidiomycota; Agaricomycetes; Polyporales; Adustoporiaceae. The record is from RefSeq and is a predicted model, not a curated record. The transcript has a single exon.
AUGUCUUCUCCCGCCGCUGCACCUGACAAGGAGACGUUGAAGCUCCUUCUCCCCCUCCGAUACGAUGGGAAAACUGUCAUUGAGUGCAACCGCUUCGUCUCCCAGUUGCUUAUCUACUGGGCGAUUAACACGACCCUCUCUACCAUCGAACUGAAGGUCCAAGUUGCCCUUAGCCUCCUCGAUGGUGACGCACGAGCCUGGGCCACUCCCGUCUUCGCCCAGCUCACCGCUUUCCAUAUUGGGACUCAGGGAGCGACAACGCCCUUCGCCGACGAAAUGGCCUUCCUCACAACUGUCGCGACUUGA